This is a messenger RNA of Exserohilum turcica Et28A, 348 nucleotides long. RefSeq lists its product as uncharacterized. Gene Ontology annotation, molecular function: RNA binding. The annotation marks the transcript as partial. Gene Ontology annotation, cellular component: pICln-Sm protein complex; U5 snRNP; U1 snRNP. Lineage: Eukaryota; Fungi; Ascomycota; Dothideomycetes; Pleosporales; Pleosporaceae. The record is from RefSeq and is a predicted model, not a curated record. Gene Ontology annotation, biological process: RNA processing; spliceosomal snRNP assembly. The transcript is spliced from 4 exons.
AUGACGAGCACCAUCGGUAUCCCAAUCAAGCUCCUCAAUGAGGCAGCAGGUCACAUUGUUACGCUCGAAAUCACAUCUGGCGAGGUCUACCGCGGAAAGCUGAUUGAAGCCGAGGACAAUAUGAACGUGCAACUGAAGGACAUCACGGUGACCGCCCGCGACGGACGUGUCUCGCAUCUUGAGCAAGUGUACAUUCGAGGAAGCCACGUGCGAUACUUUAUCGUACCAGACAUGUUGAGGAACGCGCCCAUGUUCCGAUCGAGAGGCACUAGGGGUCGUGGUGUUGGUCUUGCGCGCGGUAGGGCUACAGUCAACAGGGCAAGGGCUAGUACUCGUGGAGGCGGUGGC